GAGAUAGGAUCAUAGAGAUGUCUUUGGAGGGAGGUUCCUUGUGAAGUGGGAAGCAUCCUCCUCCAUAAUCGCUUGGGGGAUCUUCUUCCUUUGCGUCCCUGCCCGGAAAAUACUAUCCCCAGCCCUUGUCCUUCCCAACCUGUGGCAGAAUCCCCAGCCAGUGACCUCCUCUCCCCCCAUGGCAUGUUUUUUUCCCAUUGUUUUCCUGCCUCCCCCUCCCCUUCUCCCUUGCUCUCAUCCAGCGCGUCUGUAGACAGCAUCCUCGCACUGAGCAUGUGCGCUACAUCCCUUCCCUUCCUCCUCCUCGGGUACCACCUCGGCGACGAGGUGCAGUGAGCUCAGCAACGCCUUCCAGUCGAGCCCAGCAAAGGGCUGAGCCGGAGCCCUGCAGCCCCGGCUCGGAUGGAGUAAACAGGGGAGCCCCAUGCACACAGAUUGCCCGGACCGUAGCCAUGCACUCAGGCGUGGAGUUAAAGAGAGCCAUCUCUGCCAGCACGGAGACAGAGAAACCAAUGAGACGCUACGGGGCAGUGGAGGAGACUGAGUGGAAAGCCGAGGGGCUGGGGAGAAAUCAACUUGACAUCAUCUCAAUGGCUGAAACAACAAUGAUGCCUGAGGAAAUCGAAUUGGAGAUGGCAAAGAUCCAGAGGCUUCGGGAAGUCUUAGUCAGAAGAGAAUCAGAGCUCAGGUUUAUGAUGGAUGACAUCCAGCUGUGCAAGGACAUCAUGAACCUUAAACAGGAGCUGCAGAAUUUAGUAGCAAUUCCAGAAAAAGAAAAAACAAAAAUGCAGAAACAAAGAGAGGAUGAAUUGAUUCAGAAGAUCCAUAAACUGGUGCAAAAAAGAGAUUUUCUUGUAGAUGAUGCAGAAGUGGAGAGAUUAAGAGAACAAGAGGAAGACAAGGAGAUGGCUGAAUUCCUUCGGAUCAAGUUAAAACCCUUAGACAAAGUAACACGAUCUCCUGCCAGUACCCCAGCAGAAAAGAAGGCAGAACCUCCUCCAAGCAAGCCUACCGUUGCCAAAGCAGGAAUAGCUAUUAUUAAAGAUUGUUGUGGGGCCACGCAAUGCAACAUCAUGUAGCUCCAGUCUCUCUACCAAGUCUAUCUGUCUUUUUUUCAAAUGCUUUCAUUGGAUAAAACUGUAAGGUGAAGGGAUUUUAAAGCAUCCUGACAGUCGAAUCAAGAAAUACUGUAAACAUUACAGUAAUGUACUGAAUGUACCAAUGGUGAAUCCUUCACUUUUGCAUGGAUCACUCAAUGCGCAUGCUUAAAAUAAAGGAAUAUAUAUAGCAGCUGUCCAAUGACCAGAACAGAUAGGUAAAAAUAGCUGAAAAGACAAAUACAACUCUGGCAAAAGUGAAUUAGAAAAGUGUAUAUUUUACCAAAUAAUGUUUAAAAUAGCAGUUUUAAAAAUUCAGCACUUUGUAGGAUUUGUUAUACACCUUUUUCCCUUGGCAAAUUUCAUUCAAACACAUGCCACCGUCUGAAUAUAAAAAUGUCCUGUCUUGGCUAUUUUUCAAAAUGAAACCUUAGAGUAGUGAUACUGUAUAUAAGUGCAACCGAUAGAUGAAGCAAAUUUAGUACUACCAUUGUUGCACAAAAUAUUUAUUGAACUAGUACGACAUUUGACUACUUUGCUAUUUAGUUUCAUUUUCAAUUCUUCACAGGGAACAGAUAACAACAAAGAUCCUGCUCAUUGGCUUGUAUUUUAUUAUGGCAUUUCAGUGCCCCUGUGGUCAAAUGUCCUUUGUCACUUUUAAAUAACCCAAUUCAAAUAGAGAUUACCUGUCCAUUUGGAUAUUGGUUUCUGCUAAAUUCGUAGCAGGCACAACUAUAGUUUUUGGUGUAAAUUCAAACACUGCAUCAUUUAUUGGCUUGCAAGCCCUCCACCUUGCAGAGAUGCAAUAAUACUGAGAGUGCAGCCAACUAUUAAAACCACAACUAAAUGUACUAUGAGAUUAUGUAUCACAGGCUAAAUAGGUUGUUGUCCAGAAGGGGAGAAAAACAUGAAGGCAGCAGGAUCAUUUAAACUUAUGAAGCAGGGUGCUGAAAAGGGCGAUUACUCAGAUUCUUAAUGGUCAUGGGAAACAUUAGCUGUCAAGUAUUAUAAAAAGACAAUACAUCCCCAAAUUCUGUCUUCAAGAUUAAAAAUAAUAAACAUAAAAGGUGAAGUUUUCGGUACUAAAAAUAUAGCAGUACCUAAAAAAGUGGUUUUGAAACAAGGGAAAAACAAUUAGGUCUGAUACAUCUAUGUUUCACAUUUCAAUUGGUAUGCAGAUGAAACACAUGUAAAAUAUAGUUGUCCCUUUACUAGCUGUCGGUAAGAUGGUGCAUCUGUGUGACUAGUAUAUCAUAUGUUUCGGUGAAUGUUGUGAUGGGUGUAAGUAGUUAAAUGAAGAUGUUCUGAUGUGAAAACAUUGUGCUUUAAAAAAAAAAAAAAAGAUGGUGGAACGUGCCUAAAAGAAAAAAGUUUUUCAAGCUGAACAACCAUUUCUUAAUGCUGGAUAAG
This is a messenger RNA of Dermochelys coriacea (leatherback sea turtle), 2507 nucleotides long. It is a transcript of the gene BMERB1, whose product is annotated as bMERB domain containing 1. Gene Ontology annotation, biological process: negative regulation of microtubule depolymerization. The coding region runs from base 453 to 1079 and encodes 208 amino acids. Gene Ontology annotation, cellular component: microtubule cytoskeleton. The record is from RefSeq and is a predicted model, not a curated record. NCBI's taxonomy places the organism in Eukaryota, Metazoa, Chordata, Testudines, Dermochelyidae. The transcript has 6 exons.